CAAAUUACAAGUGUUUACCAUUGAACACAAGGUAAAUUGUUCUUUGAAUAAAAAAAAACAAGCUAAAUUGUUCUUCACUGUUUUCCAAUUUCAAUCUGAAAAAUGGCGUCUUCCCCAAUUUGAGGAUGGGAGGAUCAUAUAAAAAACUUAAGAAGUAAGGGGUUCGACAAAAUUCAAUUUUUUUUCUUCCAGAAAUCGAAUUCCAGACUCAAUUGCUAGGUACAGGCUAUCAUUCAGUGUCCUGAUGACUUGUGAAAAUGAAGACGCCUCAGGACGUGGAGGGGAGUUGAUGGAAGUUGAUAUUGCUGAUGCUAGCAAUGGGUGUAUGACUGAGAUAAGGGAAAACGGUUUGCUUCUUUGGCCGGUAUUACCUCAGGAAAGUGGAGAAGGCCUACCAUAUGCGCCUGUAAAUUGGCCAAAACCUGGUGAUAUAUGGGGAUGGAGGGUUGGAAAAAGAGUUGCUGCGUCCGGAUACUAUCUUGACAGAUACUUGUAUCUUCCUUUAAGUUACCAGAGAUCUAGGCGCAAGAGGGAUGGUUUUGCAAGCAAGCUUUCGGUUGAACAGUAUGUUCGAGCAAGGUUCCCGGGCACUAAUGUCUAUGCUUUCUUUUCGUCUUUUAGUUGGAAGAUCCCUUCAAAGCAGGCAUAUCUGUUGAAAGAUGAACAUGGUUCUUUCCGCAUAUCAUCUGAAGAGAUGGCAGCACAGUCUCCCCCAUAUAUGCUUCCUGGUGGUUUGGGUUGUAAGGCCGGUAACCAUUUUUGCGCCAGUCUCUUGGAAGAUCAGAUGUCUCCUUCAGCUACCCUAUCUUGUGAUAUUUGCUGCAGCGAACCUAGCUUCUGUAGAGAGUGUUGCUGUAUACUAUGUUGUAAAACCAUAGAUUUAGGCCUUGGUGGCUAUAGUUUUAUCAGAUGUGAGGCAACAGUUCAUGAUGAUUUAAUUUGUGGACAUGCGGCUCAUAUUAAUUGUGCUCUCAGAUCAUAUAUGGCUGGGACUGUCGGAGGAAGUGUUGGGUUAGAUACUGAAUACUAUUGUCGACGUUGUGAUACACGGACUGAUUUGACUAAGCAUGUCACAAGACUUUUGAAGACAUGUGAAUCUAUUGAAUCUGUGGAUGAGAUAGAUAAGAUGCUAAGUGUUGGUGCCUGCAUUUUGCGAGGGUCACAAAAGAAAUAUUCACAAAAACUGCUGAAUCGUAUUGAGUCCAUUUUGCACAAGCUUAAAUUUGGGAACGAUGUGAAAGAUGUCUGGAAAGUGGAAGUGGAGAUUCUACCUGUUCCUACACCCACACCCACAGGACAACUAGAUUAUGCUAAUUCUGCAUGCACGGACGUGGGUGAAGACGACCUUUUAUAUCAAAAUGGAUAUCUGAAAUUGGAGGAGGAAAUUAAUCAAGUUCUUCAGGAGCUUAAGAGUUCACAAGAGUAUGAAUUUAGUAUCGCGCAUGAUAAGCUUCAUGCACAAAAAGAUAAUCUAUUUAGCCUUUAUCAACAGGUGUACAAGGAUAAGUUAGAACUGUUACGACCUUCACCAUCAAAGGAUCGGGAUGCGUUGCUCAGAUCCAUUGCAGCUAGAGAAGAAUAUAUAAAACAUGAGCUGAGUAAACUCAGAGAUAUGGAGAAGGUGGCCAACGGAUUUGGAAAGACUCCCAAAAAACUCCUAAAAGAACACUUCGAUCUCGAUCUCAAAGACUGACAUUUGCGUCAACUCUUUGGCAUCUCUGGUUUUCGAUCUGUUCUUCAAUCUCCAGGAAGAAGGUAGGAUAUAUUCCACCAAUGAGUUCCUACUCGAAGGACUUUGUUCAUAUCGCUGUUGAAAACGGACAUCAAAUCUGGCCUUGGAAUCUACCCCUCUUCGGUUUUACCCUUGUUUCAAAUCUGUGUAACUACAUGUACUAUUGUGUUUGUUUCUUGAUUCUUUCUUUUUAUCGUUACUACUCCUUCCCUCUUUGGAAAAGAUUAGCCACUUCUGUUGUCAAAUGACAUACAUUAAUGAAUGAGUCAUAUUUACAGUGGACAAUUCUUAAGAGGGAUGGAGUAUUUGCUAGCAAAGUAUAAGAUCUUGAGCAUUUGAGUAGAGAGAAAUCUAGGAUGUUGUAAGAUUUUCAGUUUAAACUUUUCUUUUAUUAUAGGAAAUUUGUCGACUAUUA
Messenger RNA from Spinacia oleracea (spinach), 2147 nucleotides. Its product is annotated as protein OBERON 1. Bases 245 to 1693 code for a protein of 482 amino acids. Lineage: Eukaryota; Viridiplantae; Streptophyta; Magnoliopsida; Caryophyllales; Amaranthaceae. The transcript has 5 exons. The record is from RefSeq and is a predicted model, not a curated record.